AUAGAUCGAUCGAUCGAAAGCAAACACCCUCUCCUCUGUUCUCGCUCGCCUCCUCCUUGUUCGAGCAAGAGACAUCGGAUGGGGACGCAGCAGCCGUCGACCCCGGGGAAGCGAUGGCCGAAUCUGAUGCCUCUGUUUGUUGGCCUCGUCGUCGUAGCUGAGAUCGCCUUCCUCGGCCGCCUCGACGUGGUCAAGAACGUCGCCACGGUCCACCACUGGGCCUCCACCUUCCAUUUCCCCUCUACCAGCGUUGCCUUGGAAGACUCCUUCGCAUCCGUCUCCUCGUCUUCCCACGGUGCCGUAGAAGACGAUGGCGGGGAGUACAGCCGAUGCGAGGAUUGGUUGGAGAGAGAGGACACCAUCCGGUACUCUCGAGAUUUCACUACCUAUCCCAUCAUCGUCUCCGGCGCCGAGAAUCAGGAUUGGAGUACGUGCUCGGUUGGUUGUAAAUUUGGAUCUGUAGCGAAAAGGGUACCUGAUGCUACAUUUAAACUACCUCAACAACCAUCAACUGCCGUUGUCCAUCGGUCGAUGGAAUCAUCAAAAUAUUAUAUAGAAAACAAUAUUAAUGUGGCACGACGGAGAGGGUACAACAUCCUAAUGACUACUAGUCUUUCGUCAGAUGUUCCAGUUGGGUACUUCUCGUGGGCAGAAUAUGAUAUCAUGGCUCCUAUCCAACCAAAGAAUGAAACUGCCCUUGCAGCUGCCUUUAUUUCUAACUGUGUUGCCCAUAAUUUCCGUCUACAGGCUCUUGAAAUGCUUGAGAAGCUAGGUAUUAAAAUUGAUUCUUAUGGUGUAUGCCACCAAAAUCGAGAUGGUAAAGUGGACAAAGUAGAAGCUUUGAAGCGCUACAAAUUCAGUUUUGCAUUUGAGAAUUCCAAUGAGGAGGACUAUGUUACAGAAAAAUUCUUUCAGUCCCUUGUUGCAGGAGCCAUCCCUGUUGUGGUUGGUGCCCCAAAUAUCCAAGAUUUUGCACCUUCUCCUGGUUCAGUUUUGCAUAUUAAAGAGCUUGAUGAUGUUGAAUCAGUAGCUAAAACCAUGAAGUUCCUUGCAACGAAUCCGGAUGCUUUUAACAAGUCAGUAAGUUGGAAAUAUGACGGUCCAUCUGAUGCUUUCAAGGCACUUGUGGACAUGGCUGCAGUUCAUUCAUCUUGCCGUCUCUGCAUAUUUCUUGCAACAAAGAUUAGAGAGAAGGAAGAGAUGGCUUUGCAGUUUCAGAAGCGCCCCUGCAAAUGCACCACCAGAUCAGGAACUGUGUACCACUUAUAUGUGAGAGAAAGAGGAAGAUUUCACAUGGAAUCCAUCUUCCUCAGAUCUGGAAGGUUAACCCUCAGGGAAUUGGAAUCUGCAGUUCUCUCCAAGUUCCAGUCAGUAAAUCAUACUCCUCUAUGGAAGAAGGAAAGACCAGAAAGCUUAAGAGGAGAUAACUUAAAAAUAUACAGGAUUUAUCCAGUUGGUCUCACUCAAAGACAAGCAUUGUACAGCUUUAGAUUUGACACUGAUGCUGAUUUAGGGAAACAUGUUGAGAGCAAUCCUUGCGCAAAAUUUGAGGUUAUUUUUGUGUGACGGAUGCUCUUCCAUCCCUACCGCUAUGGUUUCCAAUUUCUUAUUUGGAAGAAGAAAAAAAUAUCAUCCAUGCCAAAGCAAAUCCAGUUAGAUGUUCUUGUACCACAUUUUGAGGGACCAUGGUAUAUAUUUCCUUCAAAAAAUAAUUGAAAAUUAAAACAGUCAUUAUUCUGUGUUCCAGAGGAACAAGUUGA
Messenger RNA from Musa acuminata subsp. malaccensis (wild Malaysian banana), 1760 nucleotides. RefSeq names its product glycoprotein 3-alpha-L-fucosyltransferase A. Lineage: Eukaryota; Viridiplantae; Streptophyta; Magnoliopsida; Zingiberales; Musaceae. Gene Ontology annotation, cellular component: membrane. The record is from RefSeq and is a predicted model, not a curated record. Gene Ontology annotation, molecular function: alpha-(1->3)-fucosyltransferase activity.